AUUAUACAUAGUCCGUCUUGUAAAUUUUAACACAAAAACCGGAUUGCAUUGACCUAAAUCUAACUAUAUAAAGCCUUUCAAUUUGGUAAAAUUUAUCAAAAUCUUUUUUAGUCCCACCACCUAAAGAACAUCAAAUUAAACAUGAACACCUUAGUGGUUGUCCUUUUGGCUCUCAUGUGCUGUUCAGCAACGAUGGCUGGCUAUGGUCACCGUGCUAGUUAUUACAGAACUGGAUACAAGACACAUUUAGGUGGAGCUCACUACGGAUAUGCACCAGUGAAAUAUGCUUCUUAUGGACAUGGCCUGACUUACAGCAAACCCGUAUACAGACCUGUCGUCUAUGCCCCUAAAGUCUAUGCUCCUAAACCUAUAGUCUAUGCACCAAAAAUAAUUGCCAAACCUAUUGCUCCAGUCUACGUUAAACCUGUGGCCCAUCAUAUUGAACCUGUUGUUUACCACAGUAAACCAGCCUAUGGUCUUGGAGGACACGCUUAUGCUUACAAACCAGUCAGUUAUGGACAUGGUCAUGGAUAUUAUUCACACCCAAUGGCAUACAAAGGAUACCAUCAUCAUUAAAAUAAAUCAUGGUACAUGAUAGUCAAAGGCAAACAUCUGGAGCUUAAAGGGGAUGUGUGCUAAGAUUCCACCUAGUCCCCAUUCAACAUCAUUCAUUUCUUUUGUAUAAACAUCUUGAAAAUAAACUUGUGUUCAAACAUCAA
Molecule: messenger RNA, 719 nt
Organism: Parasteatoda tepidariorum (common house spider)
Lineage: Eukaryota; Metazoa; Arthropoda; Arachnida; Araneae; Theridiidae
Source: RefSeq, a predicted model, not a curated record